AUGAGUCGACUGUACGACACAGUGGAGCCAGCCGUCAUCGAUGAGGACAUGCUGCAGAAGGCCGUGGAGGAGCAGGGUCCUAAAGAUGAGGCUGGACGCAUUGCCAAACAGGAAGGAAUCGACUUUACUGAUGUCACACAGCUCCGAUUGGACUUCAAAAAUAUAUUAAAGAUAGACAACCUGUGGCAGUUCAAGAACCUCGUCAAGUUGCAGAUGGACAACAACAUCAUUGAGAGGAUAGAGGGGCUCGACACAUUGAAAAACCUGGUGUGGUUAGAUCUUUCUUUCAACAACAUUGAGGUGAUUGACGGCCUAGACAGCUUGACUAAACUGGAAGACCUUACCCUGUACAACAACAGGAUCAGCACGCUGGAGAACAUGGACAAACUGACCAGACUACACGUCUUCUCCAUCGGCAAUAACAACCUGGGUAGUCUAGACAAUCUGGUGUAUCUGAGGAAGUUCAAGAAUCUCCAGACGCUGAACCUGGGCGGCAACCCCUUCUGUGAGGACGAGAACUACAAGCCGUUUGCGGUGGCUCACGUCCCGACCCUUGUUUACCUGGACUUCAGACUGAUCGAUCAGAAUACGAGGGCAGCGGCUGAGGAGCAGUACCGAUACGCCAUUGAGGAACUGGUAGCCGAUGAGACGGCCUUGGAAAACAAACGCAUUGAUCAAGAGGAAAAGGACAAAGAAUUCUCCAGACAGAAGGAUGCCUACGUUGAGAACCUAAACGGCCCCCAUCUCUUUGACAGCAUGUUCCUGGACGACCCCGAGGCACCUAAGCUGGGCGCCCUGCCUGGGGUGGAUGAACUCCUGGUUGUCUUCAAGGAGAAGAUGGUAGGCAUCUGCAAGCAGGUCUUUGAUCACGGUCUGGCAGAGCACGCCAAGAGGCAGCGAGAGGUGGAAGAAUUCUACGCCUGCGUCCAGGAGGCCAAGAUAGAGAACAAAGACAUGGGCAUCACUAAGAUCCAGGACUUCAACAAAUACAAGAAAAAGGCGUUUGCAGACUUUGCCAUGAUGAGUGAUCCCCAGAUGCUGGAGGAUAAGGUGGAUGAGUUCAACCAGGAGGUGACUAAGCUGUGGGACACCCUGAUGGGCUAUGAGCUGCAGCUAGUCGACCAGCUAGAGGACACAAUCAAGGAUUUUGAGCGAGCGAUGGCCGACAUGGUGGUUGUAUUUGUGGAGCAGGUCCAGGGAUUGAUUUCUCAGAUUCGCGACCUGGAGAACGUCCACCACGAGAGAAUCCUGGAGAUUGCCAUCAUCACCCUGGAGAAGUACGUCAAGAAUGAGCUGGAUGAUGAGAUACCUGAAGAACUGAGAUUGCUCUUGGUAGACAAGGACACCAUCACCAACGCCGUCAGCGCCUCGCACGACACCCACAUGCUCAAGAUAGACAACCGCGAGGAUGACAUCAUCCAGCGGGCCAACGGCUGGCUGGCCGCGCUGAUGGAGCGUAUCCACCAGGAGGAGGAGGUGACCAGGAACCGGGACCGUGUCAAGGAGAUCAACAACUUCAUCGAUCACCUCAGGGAGGAGCUGGACAACUUGGACCUCCAGACGGGCAUGUGAGAGGUGGUAACCUCACACAGUGGCAGUAACCUCAUGUAUGAGGCUUUCAAGACACUUUGAGGUUCAGGGAAGAGGGUGUAUGGGGAUACGCCAGGACUAGACCUCCAAAUGUAUCAUACCGAUAGACACAGUGAGCUUUGUUUUAGUGAUGUCCUCACAAAGAGGUAGUAACUUCCUUAGGGUGUUAGAUACACUUUGAGGUUCGAACUUGAGGUUCAGGGAAUAACUAAUUUUGGGGGAGAUGACGGGGAUAUGAAUUCACACUGUUAUGAUAGACACGUUGAAUCAUUUUAGUUGUCCUCAACCUUGGAGGAGCUGCUCCGGGGGAUAUAAUGGGAAAUUGAACAGCAAGUGUAAUAGUUAUUGAUAAAGUUUAUACAUUUAAGUGGUGUCCUUGCGCAGAACUUGAGGUUCGGGGAAAAGCUGAUUAGGGGGAUGAUGAUGGGGAUAUGAACUUAUACUGUUAUAAUGGUAGACACGUUGAAACAUGUUUGUUGUCCUCACACAGAGAUAGUGACCUCACAAAUACGAUGUUUGAGGUUCAAUCAGGGAAGAGUUCAUCCAGGGGGAUAUAAUGGGAAAUGGAAACAGCAAUUGUUAUACUGAUUGACAAGUUGAUACAUUUUAGUGGUGUCCCCUCACAGAGGCAGUAACCUCGCAAGAGAGGCACUAUGAACACUUUGAGGUUCAAGCUGAUACUUGAAACUUGAUCAGGGACAUGAACACCAGCUGUAGUACUGAUAAACAAAUUGUAAAAAAAUGACAGUAGUGGGGUAUUUUAGCCUUGAUCCUCAGAGACAGUAACCUCACAGUGAGGCAUUAGAGACACCUCGAGAUAGUACCUCAAACAUGAGGUACAUUUGAGAAACAUUUUGAGGUUCACCAUUUCACUGAAAACAGGAAAUGAAACUGGCUUCCCUGUUGAAGAAAACUGGCACUAGUGGGGUAUUUUAGCCGUGUCCUCGGAGACAGUAACCUCACAGUGAGGUAUUAGAGGCACCUCAAGACGGUACCUCAAAAAUGAGUUAUUUUGAGACAUUUUGAGGUUCACUGUUCCACUGAAAACGGGAAAUCAAACUGGCUUCCCUGUUUAAGGAUUUGCAUCCUUUAUUUCUGUCUUUCCAGUCUUCACGAUACGUAAUUUUAAGAACCUCUCCAAACACAAUUAUUGAAUAGGCCUGUACAUAUGUGUAAACAACUGUGUAUAUUUUACAAUGGCUUUGUACAAAAAGUAUUCCGUCCAAUAACUUUCUGUACUAAAUGUGUGCGUCAAUAAAAACUGUUUUACUUCUAAAAAAGU
This is a messenger RNA of Patiria miniata (bat star), 2872 nucleotides long. It is a transcript of the gene drc3, whose product is annotated as dynein regulatory complex subunit 3-like. Lineage: Eukaryota; Metazoa; Echinodermata; Asteroidea; Valvatida; Asterinidae. Gene Ontology annotation, molecular function: protein binding. The coding region runs from base 1 to 1572 and encodes 523 amino acids. The transcript has 11 exons. The record is from RefSeq and is a predicted model, not a curated record.